AUGAGGAGUGCUGCAGUUUGUGUGGCGUUGCUGUUCUGUCUGCAAUGGACAUGGGCUCAGAGUGAGAGAGAAGGGGAGACAGGGAACGAUAUUAUCCAGGCAGAUAGAGGGAACAACAAUAUAGAGGUUCAAUUUGAGCUUCAGGGUGAUCAGAGCAGCAGCCAGACCAGCAUCACCCCUGACAUCUGGACUGAGCUGAAGGAGCUGAGAGACAUGGCCAUCGAACAAAAGGUGGAGCUGAGGAACAGCAAGAGCAAGAUCGAGAAGCUGGAGCAAGAUAAUACAGCCACACAGGCCAGACUGACAGCCAGUGAAAGCAAGAAUGCAGUUUUAGAGGCCAGAAUGAGCGCCAAUGAAAAUGUGAUCAAGGAGCUCCAGAGAGAGAACAUAGUAUUGGGGGCGAGAAUAAGUGCCAGUAACAACAAGGUGGAAGAACUCAGGAGAGACAAUACAGUUUUGGAGGCCAAAAUGAACACCAGUGAAAAUGCGGUCGCAGAGCUCAAGAGACAGAACAUGGAUCUUCUGGCUAGAGUAACAGCAAGCGAAAAUAAGAACACAGUAUUGGAAACCAGAAUGAGCUCCAGUGAAAACGAGGUGGAGGAGCUCAAGAGAGAGAAUGCAGACCGUCCAAAGGUGGCGUUUUCAGUUGGUCUUUCUGACGCGGGAAAUAUUGGACCCUUCAAUACUGACACCACACUUAAGUUCAGUAAAGUCUUCACCAAUAUCGGCCAGGCCUACAACCCAACUACAGGUAUCUUCACAGCCCCAGCCAGAGGAGCCUACUACUUCAGAUUCAAUGGGUGGGGUACACAACAUUCAACUUAUAUAUAUUUUUCACUGUAUCACAAUGACAAGAUAAUUACUAGAGGUUUGGAUGCAAAUGAUAACUUAGGUUAUAUCUCUUUGUCUAAUGCAUUUGUUCUUCAACUGGAAAAGGGAGAUGUGGUCUACAUGGUUCAGAUGUCACACUAUCCUAUUUUUGAUGAUACGUAUAAUCGUACCACUUUCAGUGGAUUUCAACUUUUUGCUCUGUGAAGUCAGCUGUAAAACACCCUGUCCAUUUUUAUUAAGUUUCAACAUCACACUAUUAAAAAUAUGUGGGCUAAAUA
Sebastes umbrosus (honeycomb rockfish) is the source of this 1109-nucleotide messenger RNA. Its product is annotated as heavy metal-binding protein HIP-like. Gene Ontology annotation, molecular function: protein binding. Lineage: Eukaryota; Metazoa; Chordata; Actinopteri; Perciformes; Sebastidae. The record is from RefSeq and is a predicted model, not a curated record. Bases 1 to 1035 code for a protein of 344 amino acids. The transcript is spliced from 9 exons.